CUAGACUAGCCCAGCAAUAGCCCUAGCUCUCCAGUUCUGCGCAUGUGCCGAGAAAGGGGUUGGGGGGGGGGGGGAAGCGCGCUUCCUGGGGUCCACCCCUUUUCUACUGAAGCCGGCAGCUGACAGCGCGAGCGGCAGCAGGCGCUGCAGGCCCGGCACGCGGGGACCCUGUGGAACGCUGAGGACCAGAGCCCAGCGCGCGCGCCUGAGGACCCUGUUGAAAAGUUGCAUGUUUUUGCAGCAGGAAUACUCAUGCACCAUAACCCUACCAGGACCUCAAGAAAUAGUUUCAUAUGUACUUGCACCAGGACUCUAUCCAAUAAUCAUCUCCUUGCACUAGGAUACUCUACCUCCUUGUACCAGAACCGUGUAAAAUAGCUGCCAUCCUGCACCAGGACCCUUGAGCUCAUACACCUUCAUGUUACACCAGGAUCACGUGGGAUAUUUGCAGCAGGACUCUUUGGGAUACUUGCUUUCCUUGCACAUUAAACUAGAAACCAGUGGGUAAUUCUUCUCCUCGCACCUGGAUCCCUUGGUCUCUUCUGCCUCCAUUGUUGCACCUUGUAAAAUUCUUUUGCCUCCUUGCACUGUCUCAUUUCCAUAACCAACAGACUCCUUGCUCGAACCACCUUCCCUGCAGGAUAUUUGCAAACAACUGCUUGCCCCAGGACUUGAGACAUUCUCCUUGCACAUACUCUCUCUGCAGUGCACUUCUCCAAGGAUUGUCUGCAUGCCAAAGCCUCAGGCUAGGGCCUCUGACAAAAAAAAUCAUUGACUAAACCAGACAGCUGUGAAAUAUUUGCAUGGUAAACCAUGGGUCAGCUCCCGUGCUCCACCUUUAGCCACACCUGUGGAAAACUCACUUGAUAACCACAGGGUGUCUGGGCACCAUAUUGCUCCAGACCACUGAGGAUCCACGCUAGACAUGAAUCCACUUGGUGGUGGAGCUUGCUGUUACCCCAUUCAUUUAGUCACCCUCCUAAAUUAUCGUUUCCCUUUUAUUUGUUAUUGUUUCUGGACGAUUAGAAUUUAAAGCUUCCAGGAAGUUAUUAGAUUUCUCCACGCACGCAUGCACCAACGCCAACGGUCUCCUGCCAAAAUGGCUUCCGUCCGGUUCAUGGUGACCCCUACGAAAAUCGAUGACAUCCCAGGGCUCUCUGACACUAGUCCGGACCUCAGCUCCCGCUCCAGCUCCCGGGUCCGCUUCAGCUCCCGGGAGAGUGUCCCUGAGACAAGCCGCAGCGAGGGCAUGAGUGAUUUCUCAGGGGCCACCACCUCGGUGGCCACUGUGGCGGGCGAACUGGCUAGCGACAGGACGUCCAAACCCCUUGACGUGGCGGAAGACGUGAGUCAAACCUCCAUCACAGGGGAACAGUGUCAGCUCUUAGACCCGGGGCGCAAGAAAGACAUCUAUCUCAACAGCACCAGCUACGAGGAUGGGGAUGAGUACUUCGACAAGAACCUGGCGCUCUUUGAGGAGGAAAUGGAUACCCGGCCCAAGGUGUCCUCCCUGCUUAACCGCAUGGCAAACUACACCAACCUGACACAGGGGGCACGGGAGCAUGAGGAGGCUGAGAACAUUGCAGAGGGCAAGAAGAAGCCCACAAAGACGCCCCAGAUGGGCACCUUCAUGGGCGUCUAUCUGCCCUGCCUGCAGAACAUCUUUGGGGUCAUCCUCUUCCUGCGCCUCACGUGGGUGGUGGGCACGGCCGGCGUGCUGCAGGCCUUCGCCAUUGUCCUUAUCUGCUGCUGCUGCACGCUGCUAACUGCCAUCUCCAUGAGUGCCAUUGCCACCAAUGGGGUCGUGCCGGCUGGGGGCUCCUACUUCAUGAUCUCCCGGGCGCUGGGCCCUGAGUUUGGGGGCGCUGUGGGGCUCUGCUUCUAUCUGGGCACCACCUUCGCCGCCGCCAUGUACAUUCUGGGAGCCAUCGAGAUCUUCCUGAUGUAUAUUGCCCCCGAGGCAGCCAUUUUCCGCAGCACUGACGUGCUGAAGGAGUCGGCAGCCAUGCUGAACAACAUGCGGGUCUAUGGCUCAGCCUUCCUCAUACUCAUGGUGCUGGUGGUCUUUAUCGGCGUGCGCUACGUUAACAAGUUCGCCUCGCUCUUCCUUGCCUGCGUCAUCGUCUCCAUCCUAGCCAUCUACGCCGGGGCCAUCAAAUCCUCCUUCGCCCCGCCCCGCUUCCCGGUCUGCAUGCUGGGGAACCGCACCCUCUCUGGCCGGCAGAUCGACUUCUGCUCCAAGACCCAGGAAAUGGGCAACUUCACGGUGCCCACCCAACUCUGGGGCCUCUUCUGCAACACCAGCAGGCAGCUGAACGCCACCUGCGACGAAUACUUUGCUCACAACAACGUCACCUCCAUCCAGGGCAUCCCAGGCCUGGCCAGCGGCAUCAUCACUGAGAACCUGUGGAGCAGCUACCUGCAGAAGGGGGAGAUCAUCGAGAAGCCCUCAGCCCCCUCCGUCGACGUGCUGGGGGCCAUGAGCCAGGAGUAUGUGUUGGCCGACAUCACCACCUCCUUUACCCUGCUCGUGGGCAUCUUCUUCCCCUCCGUCACCGGGAUCAUGGCUGGCUCGAACCGCUCCGGAGACCUGAAAGAUGCUCAGAAAUCCAUCCCCAUUGGCACCAUCCUGGCCAUCCUCACCACCUCCUUCGUCUAUCUCAGCAACGUGGUUCUGUUCGGGGCCUGUAUCGAAGGGGUGGUGCUGCGGGACAAGUUUGGCGACGCUGUGCACAGGAACCUGGUGGUUGGGACGCUCUCCUGGCCCUCGCCCUGGGUCAUUGUCAUCGGCUCCUUCUUCUCCACUUGCGGGGCUGGGCUGCAGAGCCUCACUGGUGCUCCCCGGCUGCUGCAGGCCAUUGCCAAGGACAACAUCAUCCCCUUCCUGCGGGUUUUCGGCCAUAGCAAAGCCAACGGGGAGCCGACGUGGGCUCUGCUCCUGACAGCGGGUAUUGCCGAGCUUGGCAUCCUCAUUGCCUCGCUGGACCUGGUGGCCCCCAUCCUGUCUAUGUUCUUCUUGAUGUGUUACCUCUUUGUCAAUCUGGCCUGCGCCUUGCAGACCCUGCUGCGCACCCCCAACUGGAGACCCCGCUUUCGCUACUACCACUGGGCGCUCUCAUUUGUGGGCAUGAGCAUUUGCCUGGCGCUCAUGUUUGUGUCCUCCUGGUAUUAUGCCAUCGUCGCCAUGGUGAUUGCCGGCAUGAUCUACAAGUACAUCGAGUACCAGGGAGCCGAGAAGGAGUGGGGCGACGGCAUCCGGGGCCUGUCGCUGAGCGCUGCCCGCUUUGCCCUGCUGCGCCUGGAGGAGGGGCCCCCCCACACCAAGAACUGGAGGCCCCAGCUGCUGGUGCUGCUGAAGCUGGACGAGGACCUGCACGUGAAGCACCCGCGCCUGCUGACCUUCGCCUCGCAGCUCAAGGCGGGCAAGGGCCUGACCAUCGUGGGCUCCGUCAUGGUGGGCAACUUCCUGGAGAACUACGCCGAGGCGCUGGCGGCUGAGCAGACCAUUAAACACCUGAUGGAGGCAGAACGUGUGAAGGGCUUCUGCCAGCUGGUGGUGGCAGCCAGGGUGCGGGAGGGCAUCUCCCACCUCAUCCAGUCCUGCGGCCUGGGCGGCAUGAAGCACAACACGGUGGUGAUGGGCUGGCCCAAUGCCUGGCGCCAGAGCGAGGACGCCCGCGCCUGGAAGACCUUCAUCAGCACUGUCCGGGUCACCACAGCCGCUCGCCUGGCCCUGCUGGUGGCCAAGAAUGUGGCCUUCUACCCAGGCAAUGCGGAGCCCUUCGCUGAGGGCAACAUUGACGUGUGGUGGAUCGUCCACGACGGGGGCAUGCUCAUGCUGCUGCCCUUCCUGCUCAAGCAGCACAAGGUGUGGCGUAAAUGCAACAUCCGCAUCUUCACAGUGGCCCAGCUGGAGGACAACAGCAUCCAGAUGAAGAAGGACCUGGCCACCUUCCUGUACCACCUGCGCAUCGAGGCAGAGGUGGAGGUGGUGGAGAUGCACGACAGUGACAUCUCAGCCUACACCUAUGAGCGGACCCUGAUGAUGGAACAGCGCUCCCAGAUGCUGCGCCACAUGCGGCUCUCCAAGACAGAGCGGGACCGGGAGGCCCAGCUGGUGAAGGACCGCAACUCCAUGCUGCGCCUGACCAGCAUUGGCUCUGAUGAGGAUGAGGAGACUGAGACCUACCAAGAGAAGGUCCAGAUGACCUGGACCAAGGAUAAGUACAUGGCGGCCCGCGGGCAGAAGGCCCGGACUCUUGAGGGCAUGCAGGACCUGCUCAACAUGAAGCCGGACCAGUCCAAUGUGCGGCGCAUGCACACGGCUGUCAAACUCAACGAGGUGAUCGUCAACAAGUCCCAUGAGGCCAAGCUGGUCCUGCUCAACAUGCCGGGUCCACCCCGCAACCCGGCGGGCGAUGAGAACUAUAUGGAGUUCCUGGAGGUGCUGACUGAAGGGCUGGAGCGGGUGCUGCUGGUGCGGGGGGGCGGCAGCGAGGUCAUCACCAUCUACUCCUAGAGCACCCCCUAUCCCCCCACUGGCCCCGCCACUUCAUUCCACUGCUGCCCUCGAGGGCAUGCCAGAAUUCAGUGGGGGCAUACCUGUAUGGAGCACAGUUACCCCACCUCUCUACCCCUACAGGGCAAGAAAGGGGGUGGCACCAAAGGGACUAGGGUAUUAGACCCAACAGGGCAGAGUCGCAAUGGGGCAACUCUCACAAAGCAGGGAUGGGAGAGAUUUUCCAUGGUGCCCGUCACCACACAGUGCCAAAGCUGCUUUGCUUCCUUUCCCUUUUAAGCUGCUGUGGAAGGGUUGUGUGCAAGCAGCAUGGUUGCUGUAGUGGUGCCUGCUGGGGGCAGGCCAGUGCCAGCCACUGAUCCAUGCCCGUUGCAUGGGGCUGAGAACCAGGAGAAACCACCAACUCAUCACAGGUGUGGCUUAACUUUUUAUUUCACAUUCACUCUUGCCCCAUAGCCCUGGGGUUGCUGGAUCCAGGGAGGGCACGGUGGAGGGGUCCCCACUACCCACCCUGGCUGCUGUUGUCUCCCAGCACUAAUCAUGGCAGGCUGGACAAGUGGUUUCUGGAGCCCCCAGGGCAGCCUUGAAACAGGCAAAUGCAAUCUCCUCUCCCUAUGUGGCUUCAAUUAGAAGGUAGGGCCUGGCAGCCACUACUUGAUCCUUGGGGGGAGGGGGGCUUUUAAUUUAUUGGGGGUCAAGCCCCAGUUUACAGUGUUGGGGAUCAGGAGGGAUUUUUUUUGCUCUGUACCAGAACUGUGUAAAGAAUAAAAUUUUAUACAUUAA
Molecule: messenger RNA, 5302 nt
Organism: Dermochelys coriacea (leatherback sea turtle)
Lineage: Eukaryota; Metazoa; Chordata; Testudines; Dermochelyidae
Gene: SLC12A6
Product: solute carrier family 12 member 6
Exons: 26
Coding region: 1070-4519 (1149 amino acids)
Biological process (GO): chloride transmembrane transport; cell volume homeostasis; chemical synaptic transmission
Cellular component (GO): membrane
Molecular function (GO): potassium:chloride symporter activity
Source: RefSeq, a predicted model, not a curated record